AUGGAAGGACUUUCAGUGGCGGCAAACGGCCUAGCUGUAGUCUCGGUUGCCAUUCAACUCACCGAGUCAUUCAUGAAGCUAUACAAAUUCUGGAAUUCUGUUGAAGACGCACCACAAGACAUUGCAGCCAUCAAUGAGGAUCUCCAAUAUCUCAUUUCAGUAUUCAAAAAGAUUCAAUCCACCAAGGGCGCAGUCGGGGAAUGCGUAGCUGAGGGGAUACAGCAUUGCUGGGGCAAACUUCUUGAACUCAACACCAUUGUGGCAGAUUUUGAUGAAGGGUUUCAGUCCUCAUCGCGCAAGAGACGGAAAUGGGCUGCUUUCAAAGCCGCCAGUCAUAGUAAGCAUAUUCAAAAGUUUCGCGACUCACUGAGUGAGACGAAAUUGACUUUGACUCUUGCGCUUGUACAUCAAAGUGUGGUACAAUCUCAGCCAUAUGCUACUACUGUUCCGAUACAUACAACUAUGUUCCUUGGCUCUCAGCAUCACCCAGACCGCGACGAACUCAACGUACACCUGCUGUCGGAGCGACCCGCAGACGAUAGAGCAUCCAUCAGAGGUGAACAGCCUCCUCCACCAAUCUAUGUGGAGCAGAAUAUUCUGGACAAGAACACAGUCGGAGAAAUCAAAACAGCAAAAACUAUGCUCAUGGAUUUCGAGAAGAACGUCUCGAAACAGGCCAUGACCAUAGUGAAGCUGCAGGAGCUGAUGUUAAAGGCGGUUGAGCAGAUUGGGAUCUCUAAAUUCGAAUCCAAUUCGCUUGAAAUCUUCGCUCAGGAUGGUUACACGGUAGACUGCAACGGAUUUUCUCGAGCACGAACAUUCGUCUAUUCAGACAACUUGCAGUAUCGUGUCAGCCACCAUGUGACGGGGUUCCGAACUGCUUUUGGCUGUUUAUGGAAGCGCAAGACCAAACUUCAUCUUCCGGGAAAUGUACAUAAUAAGGACGAAGAGACAAAAUGUGUCACGUCUUACAUAUUCUACCCCAAUACCUGGAUCCAGUGGUUAGGUGUCCACAACGGAUUGGAAGCGAUCAUGGCCGCUGCUGGCCGAAGCUGGCUGUUCAACUGUAAACUGACAGUGACCCGCGCCGUCGCAGAAGAUUCCCUGAUGUUUGAGCUCUGCCGGACAGGUCAAACUCGAGCUGUAGAAAUACUGCUCAGUAAAAGGCUUGGGAGUGUGGUUGACACCAGUCCCAAAGGCUGGAAGCCUUUACAUGCAAAGAUGCAGUUUGCGGCAGCUGGUGGCCAUGUUGAUCUUUGCGCCAUGUUAAUCGAAGCUGGUGCCGAUAAAUCAGCGUUGGUAUACGAAGGACCAACUGAAGCUAUACUUUCUCCCAUCACCCUCUUUGUCGCACUAGCGCAGGAUAUACAUGCCGAUGUCAAGAUUUCCAUGCUGCGACUAUUUUCCGACUGUAUCGAGCUGACAGAUCCCAAGAGCGACGGUUGGACAGUGCAUGAGUGGCUUAAAAGGACAUAUGCGCAAGAAAGUGUGCCCAUUUCGGAAAACAGCAUCACGUGGCUGUUUCACUGUGCUCCGACUGAACUGUACGUCCAACUCAACUCGCAGACAAUAUGGUGUGGUUUGCAGCACGCUGUCCGAACAGUGCUUUGCCACAUGCGAGAUGGUCGCUUUCUGGACCGGAUUCUGGGACUCUUUGAUUGCGAAUACAAAGCGACAUGUCGAAAGAGAAUAGAUGCUAUUAGCACUUUGCUCGCUUUUCGAGUCUGCGGUCGAGUGUUGAUACCCAUGGUAAUUAGUGCAGGAUCCUUUUGCCAGAUGCCAGGAUUCGAUUGGUUACAUGACGACCUAAGUCAUAGGGAGUAUCUACAGGCACUUCCCACCAUUUAUACAGCAUGGUGUAGCACGGUACUUGAAACGACUGAGAACCUGGAGACCUACGUUCGACUGGAAUUCGAGCAAUGUCAGCAGCAACUAGGCUAUACACGAGCUCUAUUCCUUGAUGCACUUUUUUACCGGAGUACGAUGAGUGGAAGCAGUAUCAUGCAAUUGAAAGGUAGUUCUUGUACUUCCUGUGGAGAUGACUACAAGUCCCUUCCAAGUGCUCUCGUCUCACCUAUUCGCAUAGCCGUCACCGAGUGUAUCAAAACCAACCACCGGUUUGGUUGCGUCUGCGAAAAGGCUGAUAGCCUGCAUGCUGCCUUCAAAGCAACAGAUCCGCCCGCGUACACGGGCACAUGUUACAUCGACGACAACCACGAAACGGCCGACUCUACAGCUGACGAGCUCUUCUACGACGCCGAGCCCUACCUCUUCCCGGAUGGCGCUCUUACAGAUCAAGACAGCGCUCCCGACAUAUUCGCAGAAGUAUCAUUGCUACUGUACCGCGCUCAUGGCAGGGCCUGGCUUGGAAGCUAUGCCAUUGACGACCUAUUAUGUGCGCCCUGCUUCCUUUUGCGAGAACAAUAUAGAGACAAGAAUGGUUUCUCGACUGACUUUCCACCAAAACCGCAUCAUCUAGAUGGAAUGAGAUUGACAUCGCGACCCGAUGCAUAG
Bipolaris victoriae FI3 is the source of this 2514-nucleotide messenger RNA. RefSeq lists its product as hypothetical. The coding region runs from base 1 to 2514 and encodes 837 amino acids. The transcript is spliced from 6 exons. The record is from RefSeq and is a predicted model, not a curated record. Lineage: Eukaryota; Fungi; Ascomycota; Dothideomycetes; Pleosporales; Pleosporaceae.